GGACACCACUGUUUUAAAACAUACAUAUGAGUACCUAACUUCACUGUUGACCAUCAACCUAAAAAGUCAUAUUUACUUACAAUAUACGUAGUAUACAGUUCAUUGAUAUAUGGAAUAACUGAUUUUUUAACAACAUGUUUUGGAUAUAAAAUUAUGGAUAAAUAUAACAUAUGAAUAUGAAUCUUGUGAUAAGUAUCCAAAUAUUGGUGACACAUUAGAAUAGACAAAGUUUGACCUCUUUCUGUUCAGUAACCAGUGCAUUCAACAGCCAGCUGCUUCUGAGUGCAGAUAAUGUUGCAACAACAUAUUUAAAUUCAACAUUAAUUAUGCCAGAUAGAUAUUUCGUGUUACACAGUUAAAUAUUGGUUUAUUAGGAAUAUAUUUUUUAUCAGAGGUGGAAUAAUUUGGAGCAUCAUUCUAUAUUGUUUUUUCAUUACUCGCAAAUAUCUAAGAUUGAAAUCUGAAAAUGGAAAAUAGUGAAGAAGAAAAAUGCAAUGUAAGGUGUAAUGAUGUAGAUGCAGACCCCUCUACAUCAUUCGAUUGUCAGUCUAAAACAAAUAUUAAUACUGGAGAAGAUAUCAAGAAAGGACAAAAGACACAAACUUGUAUGGUUAAUGCAUCGCCACCAAAAUUUGUUUCUCUUGAAGAAAUAAUAAAAGCUGCUAAUGGUAUGAAGAAUAUGGCUCUAGCUCAUGAAAUUGCAGUGGAUAAAAAUUUUCAACUUCAAAAACUUGAACCUGAAGAUGGCACAUUUCAUCAAAGAGUAAAAGAAAUCAUGCACAAAGCAUUUUGGAAUCUAUUAAGCGAACAGUUAGCCGAAGAACCUCCAAAUUACACACAGGCAUUGGUGUUAUUAAAAGAAAUUAAAGAAAUAUUGGAACAACUGGUAUUUCCACACCAUGCAAAAAUUCGGGAAAAUUUAAGAGAAGUGCUUGAUAUAGAUUUAAUUAAACAGCAAGCAGAAAAGGGUGUUUUAGACUUCCAGCAUUAUGCACAAUAUGUUAUUUCAAUUAUGAGUAAAGUGUGUGCACCAGUAAGAGACAGCAUGAUCAGAGAACUUAAUCAAAAAACAGAUGUUAUCGAAAUAUUUAGAGGUAUAAUGGAAGUAUUGCAACUAAUGCGACUUGAUUUAGCAAACUUUACGAUUACGAUGAUGAGACCAAAUAUAGUUGCGUUAAGUAUUGACUAUGAAAAAGCAAAAUUUGCUGAGUUUUUAAAAAUCAAUGGAAGUGAUUUAAAAUACACGGAAAGGUGGUUAUUAAGGCAUUUUGAUCCUACAAAGAUUACAGGUGAUCCAUCAGAUAUUAACUCUAUACGGCAGGCUACACAUUGUAUUUUAACUGAAGCAUAUCUGGAUCUUCUGGAUUGGGAUUUUAGUCCAGAUGCAGAAACUUUGAUGCUAGAUCAAGGUAGACUGUUAGAACUUCGUGAUAAGACCAAUAGAUUAAGUAUUAUCGGUGCUGUUAUAUUACUAGUAAAUAAUACAGUCGGUGAAGCAAUUUAUGGAGUAUCCAGUUUUAAGAAGAAUAUAAAGCAACACCUUAACGUAUUGUUGGAGUCUGUGCAUUCAAAUAAAGAUUUGGAAGGAUUAAUGUUAAAUAUUGUACUACAAGUACACACAGAUGUAAACACGACAUUACAACAAAUUGGUGCUGCUCAGUUAUCUGCAGAGUUAGAAACAUUAUUGGAAGGACAAAUAUUAGAGCUCGUUAAACCAGAACAUAAAAUUCGGCAUCUUAUCAGUUUAAGAAUUCGACAGUUUUUGCAGAAAAUAAUACUCUCUCAAUCAACAGCACCACAGCAAGUGCCUCCAGGACUUUCUUCCCUUCAAGAAGAAUUGACUGCUAUAGUAGCACAGUUUUUAAUUCUCAUUUCUCAUAAUCGAAUUGUAUUCGGGGAGUAUUAUCAAGAAAUCGUGACUAAUGCUUUACUAAGAAAGGAAGCUGAUAACAAGGAUAUGAGUGAAAUCCAUUCCAUGGAACUAUAAAAAAGCUGCAAUUUUAAACUAAUCUUUGUGAAGGGGACGUUAUUGUUACAUUCAUUAAAUAAUACAUUAAUUGAAAAUAAGCGAUAUUUGUAUCUCAAAGUAAUUUUUAACUCAUCUUUAUAAAGUGAUUUUUAUAAUGAAAAGAAAAAUACUUAUGGAUAAAAAUGUAAAAUAACAAAGAAGUGUUUAAACAUCAAUGUAAGUUAUAAACGAUUUUAGUAAUUCAGUAUUCAAGUAUGUAGUUUACAUGAGAAUGUAAGAGGUUAUAGUUAAAUACGUAAAUGCUAAUUGGUUUCUUUGUAAUACAAUGUACGUAAUGUUUUUAAUACAAGUUAAUAUUUCACACAUAAACUAACGAUAUUCAUCUUUAAUAAGUAAUGUAAUUAUUUGCUACAACUUUCCAUAUUUGGUGCUUUAAAACAUUUUAUUCCAAAAUGUUACAUGUACUUGAAAGAAAAAUGUAAUAUAUAUAUAUAUUAAAUAGUAAUAUAUAAUAAACAUGAAAAUUAAAUCAGUUUAUAAUGAAAUUUUAUUCU
Messenger RNA from Nomia melanderi (Alkali bee), 2523 nucleotides. Its product is annotated as T-complex protein 11-like protein 1. The record is from RefSeq and is a predicted model, not a curated record. Gene Ontology annotation, biological process: signal transduction. Lineage: Eukaryota; Metazoa; Arthropoda; Insecta; Hymenoptera; Halictidae.